This is a messenger RNA of Actinia tenebrosa (Australian red waratah sea anemone), 1259 nucleotides long. RefSeq lists its product as uncharacterized. Gene Ontology annotation, cellular component: plasma membrane. Gene Ontology annotation, molecular function: G protein-coupled receptor activity. The record is from RefSeq and is a predicted model, not a curated record. NCBI's taxonomy places the organism in Eukaryota, Metazoa, Cnidaria, Anthozoa, Actiniaria, Actiniidae. Gene Ontology annotation, biological process: G protein-coupled receptor signaling pathway.
CUUUAAUWUAUUGGGGUCAAUAACAUUAGAUGUUUGCAAGACAAGGCAAGAUCUAUYAAUAUAAAACACGCUGAGACUCAGACUUAAAGUGUGAUUGUUGAAGUGGUUAUAAAAUAGCAAGUCAUAAUUGAAGAUAAAAGGGRAAAAAAACAUUAUUUGAGCUAGAGUUUCUUCAAUUACUGGAUUACGAUUUGAAUAAUCUUCAACAGCAAAAAGAGAAGUAACUGUUGCUCAGAGCUAGUGAAAAAAAUAUGGAUGAUAAUAUCAACAGUACUGCGUCAAAGUAUCCUAGCCAUCAACCCGAAGCACCAUUCAUCAUCUGGUCUGUUGUCUACUUGUUCGUUGGGCUCCUAAUUUUCCUCCUAAAUUUCGCGACUCUGAUGACGUUUGUUCUCAACAGACAUCUUCGUCGCCGUAGCGUAUACUGCUUGAUGAACUUAGCUGUGGCAGAUAUGAUGUAUGGGGUGUUUAGAAUCACYCAGCAAUCGUUAUAUAUUGGACGAUAUUUAGGACAAACRUAUGACCACAAAGCUAGGACGGCAUUUCAUCUUCUUGGACAUCUGGUAUGGCUWUCGUCUCUAUUCUGYUUAGUUCUCGUCUCUCUUGAACGRGCCUACGUAACGUAUUUUCCUUUCCGAAGCCGGACAAAAGGGCUUCGUAUUUACAUUGUGGUAGUUAUCAUCACCUGGUUUUUACCUAUACUUCCGACGUUUACAAGUUACUUCUUACCUAUUGACCACAACUAUUACUUAAUCGUUUCUGUAUCAUUCUUGGUCUGUUUGAUUCUCAUUUGUGCAUCAUACACAGCGAUUCUGAUCAAAGUCAAAACACGGCCAAAACAACUUCAUAUAAACGAACAGCAAUCAGCCUUCCAAAUCGUUCAAAGAMAAGAACAGCAUCUUGCGAUGACACUAUUUAUUGUUACUGUACUAUCUUUAUUAACGUGGUUUCCAUUGAUCGUMUUUUUGGCGUUACAUAUGUGGUUUAAACUAUCUGAAUCUACCUAUUCUGUGAACAUAUCUAGAUCGAUUUGGUUGAUCCAGACAAUCAACUCAUUGAUUAAUCCAAUUGUAUAUGUGUUCAGAAUGAGGGAUUUUAGAAAGGCUUUAGCACAGUUGGUAUUUAAGUGUUCAAGACAUCGUAAUUCGAUCCAUCCUUUAAUUCUACCCUAUGGCAACCAGGGCGCUGCAAAUCUGCAGGAAUAUGGCUUAACGCGUAAAAGAAAAAAAAAAAGAAAAAGAAAAAGAAAAACUGAAUAA